AUGUUCCGAACGACAUCAGCCCGAAUCGAGGCCGCGUGUCGGCCGCUGGCACAGACACAGAUGCGAUUUAAGUCGCAACUGCACCGGCUCAAGCACCCCCAGCACAUUGCCCAGCUGGUCCAGAAGCGAAAGAUCACCGCUCUUGAUCCCUUCUCCAAGCAGGUUCUGGAGCGAAACAAGGAUGCAGUUGCCAAUGCGUUCCCCGACGCCGCUUCUUUCGACGUGGCUGCUCUCGCGCCCCAGCGUCUGGCUCUAAAGUCCGAGGGAGGAGCCGCCGUGGCUCCCAAGACCAACAAGUCCGGCUACGGCUUUGGUACCGACGGAUGGUACCACGUUGGCCGAACCGCUCUCAACCACAUUGCCGUCCACUCGUGGAAGAACUCCACCAAGGUCAAGACGGAGAUCUCCAAGAUCACCGGAAGCGCCGUGCUUCUGAAACGAGACCUGUGCAAGGCUCUCGACCUGCACAAGUCGGACGUGGUUAUCGCACCCAGCGGUCGAAAGAUCUACGUUCGAGGCAACAUGGUCCCCGAGGUUCGAACCUGGCUCGAGGCCAAGUUCUAG
Messenger RNA from Yarrowia lipolytica CLIB122, 564 nucleotides. RefSeq lists its product as uncharacterized. Gene Ontology annotation, biological process: translation. The record is from RefSeq and is a predicted model, not a curated record. Gene Ontology annotation, molecular function: structural constituent of ribosome. NCBI's taxonomy places the organism in Eukaryota, Fungi, Ascomycota, Dipodascomycetes, Dipodascales. Gene Ontology annotation, cellular component: ribosome.